Puntigrus tetrazona (Sumatra barb) is the source of this 2911-nucleotide messenger RNA. It is a transcript of the gene map2k6, whose product is annotated as mitogen-activated protein kinase kinase 6. Gene Ontology annotation, molecular function: MAP kinase kinase activity; ATP binding. Lineage: Eukaryota; Metazoa; Chordata; Actinopteri; Cypriniformes; Cyprinidae. Gene Ontology annotation, biological process: protein phosphorylation; MAPK cascade. The record is from RefSeq and is a predicted model, not a curated record.
AUGACGGGUCCCGCCUGUGGCGGAAGCGCCUCCGAUCUGCUUCAGAUGGAGAGAGCGUACCUGGCCUCGUCUCACCUCCCUCUUUCACACUUGCACUCUCUCUCCUCGCACUCUCUCGCUCUUUUGCAUUUACUCAGCCAGGAUCUGGAGCCGCUUGCGCUGUCUGACCGUAAAAAGAAGCCACCACUCAAGCUUCCAAAAGAGGUGUUUGAGAAACCCCAACCUGCUCCUGCACCCCCGAGAGACCUGGACUCCAAAGCCUGUGUUACUAUUGGAGAUAAGAACUUUGUGGUGAAGGCCGAUGAUUUGGAGCAGAUUGGAGAGUUGGGGCGAGGGGCGUAUGGAGUGGUGGACAAGAUGAGACACGUCCCAAGCGGCGUAAUAAUGGCAGUAAAGCGAAUCCGGGCCACAGUAAACACACAGGAGCAGAAACGGCUGCUAAUGGAUCUGGACAUCUCCAUGAGAACAGUCGACUGCUUUUAUACCGUUACCUUCUAUGGAGCCCUUUUCAGAGAGGGUGACGUGUGGAUCUGCAUGGAGCUGAUGGACACGUCUCUGGAUAAGUUUUAUAAACAGGUGCAUGAGAAGGGUAUGACCAUCCCAGAGGACAUCCUGGGAAAGAUCACCGUUUCUAUCGUGAAAGCAUUGGAGCAUCUCCACAGCAACCUGUCAGUGAUACACCGAGAUGUGAAGCCUUCUAACGUCCUGAUAAACAUGCAGGGUCAGGUGAAAAUGUGUGAUUUUGGCAUCAGUGGGUACCUUGUGGAUUCGGUGGCGAAGACAAUGGACGCUGGCUGCAAGCCGUACAUGGCGCCUGAGAGAAUCAACCCAGAGACCAAUCAGAAAGGCUACAAUGUCAAGUCUGAUAUCUGGAGUUUAGGAAUCACAAUGAUCGAGCUGGCCAUUCUGAGGUUUCCCUAUGACUCAUGGGGAACACCAUUUCAGCAGCUCAAGCAGGUGGUGGAAGAGCCGUCGCCCCAGCUGCCUGCAGAACGCUUCUCACCCAAUUUCGUGGACUUCACGUCACAAUGCUUAAGGAAGAAUUCCAAAGAGCGGCCGACUUACACAGAACUAAUGCAACAUCCCUUUUUCACCCUCCAUGACUCCAAAGACACCGACGUCGCUAGCUUUGUGAAGAGCAUCCUCGGGGACUGAGAACGUCCCUCUCGGCAAAACCGAUGUGUUGCCGCGUGGGGAAGAUGGGACUAUUUGAGAAAAAGCACCAAUAGCAAGACUAACACCUGUAAGACACGCCCACCUCAGCAGCCAACAGUGCACAGGCACUCAGGAGGGUCUGGGGGAAAGAACACCGAAACUGAGGGUGGGCGGGCCGUUUUCUAGCAAAACACGGAGUAGGGCAUGGGACAGGAAUCUCAGCGCGUGUGUGCAUGUAUGUGUGGGUGCAUGUGAGGGAACGAACACGAGUGUGAGUGUGUGUGUGUGUGUGUGUGUGUGUGAGAAUUCUUCGCCUGCCUGUAUGUGCAUACAUGUGCAUUAAAAAAGGUUUUACAGUCCCAAGUCAAACUUCAUCUAUCGUUCAAUCCCAGUCCUCCUCCAGCUUUACCUCUCAAUCCAAAAAGCAGUUUUAGCAUCAGGUGAGUCUGUUCUAGAUGUCUGUUGAGUUUCCCCAGUGGCACUUCAAUGUAAUUCUUAAAAGUAUUCAGAAAUGUUACCCACACCCACAACGUCCGGUUCUUCGAAAAAUAUAAAAUAAAAAAUAAAAAAAAUAAUAAAAAGAGAGAGAGAGAGGUAUAGAUAUAUUUAUCUAUUAUCUAGAUAUGUAUAUAUACUCAAAAAAUAUUUGUUGAAUGAGGACAAUAUUCUGUGUUGGCUGUAAGGAGUGAUGGCUAUUAAAGUGGAUGAAUGGAGCAUCUUUCUUUUUUUUUUUUUUUUUUUUCUUGAAUUUGCAAAGACUGAUUGGUGCAUUUGUGUCACUGAAUGCUAAGUUUGGAUCAGUUUAUAAAUGCUGUCAUUAUAGUGAGGGUCUAGGCCCGCAGAGCUGUCCCUGAAUCAGACGUUAAAGGCCAGAAGUGAAAAGACCUCUUUUCACAUACCCUCCAUGAACUCUGUGUGUGAGCGAGUGCGAGUAAACGCUUGUGUGCUUUAUAUGCUAUUCGUCUAAACCAAGGUGAUUUUUGGGCAAAAGGUAUCUUAAGUCUGUUGGCUACAUCUAGACCUCUUUUUUUUUCUGAGCCAAUCAAAAAAAAUUCUCAUUCUUUUCAACUGCAAUCCAACUGGAAAUUAUUAUAUUAUAAUUAUCAUUAUUUUAUUAUUAUUAUUAUUAUUAUUAUUAUUAUACACAGUGCAUAUGUAUUAACAGUAAUGAGGUGUUCUGCAGUUUCUGUAUGUGUUGUAACUGCUGUUUUUCUCAUUGGAAACUUGACAAUUUCUUUUUAAUUUUAAGGUGGUGUGCAGGUAUGAGCGUGUGGCCAUUUGCGAGAGUGUGUGUGUGUGUGUGUGUGUGUGUGUGUGCGUACAUGUCUGCAUGUGAGCGUUAUAUAAAAGUCUGAACACACGUAGCUGACACUUCUUUCAAAGCCUCACUGUGACUCGGAAGCCUGAUUUUUGUGCCUCUCUAUAAAAAAAAGAAAAAAGAAAAAAAAACAACUCCUACAUUAAAACAAACUACAAAACCCACGCUGCUGUGUCAUAAGACAAGCUUUGCUUUCCACAGGCUUCAGAUAGUGGCGGGGGUCUGUUGCUUUGCUUUCUGGGCUUCUGGUUUUAUUCUCGUAUCAUUUUUGUAAGGUGGAGAUGAUGAAUGUGUAUGAGUGUGUGUGUGUGUUUUUGUUUAGUUUUUUUCUUUUGGUUGUUUGUUUUGUCUUGUGACCACUGUAUACAGAAUGGAUAACACUGCUGAUUUGCCUGUAAUCGUUAUAUUGUUUGAUUCAAACAUAAAAGUUCUCUUAUA